Messenger RNA from Pelagomonas calceolata, 684 nucleotides. The record is from the annotation of a GenBank genome assembly. NCBI's taxonomy places the organism in Eukaryota, Pelagophyceae, Pelagomonadales, Pelagomonadaceae.
GCGCGGAGCCUGUGGCGGGACCGAUACGAGCGGGCGUGGCGGUUCCGAUUGGAACCGGGCACAUGCGCGCUGGGCCUGCAACUCGAGCGACCGCUCUCGGCCUACGAGCCCCGCUCGUUCGGACCGGACGCGAUCCCCGCAUACCAUCAAAACGGCCUCCUUGACGUUGGCGUGCUGACCGUGCGCGACAUCAAGGGGAAAAACAAAGAGCUUCGCUACUACGUGCAUUCGGAGGGCGUGGAUUGGGGGCCCGAAGACGUGGACGUAGACGUAUGGUUAGAGCACCCCGAAGACGAAGACGAAGAUGAGGAUUAUUACCUCCACGAGGGUAUUCUGGAUGGUUGCGUCGUGUACGUGUCUUCGUCGGCCGCCGCGCUCUACGAUCCCACGCGUCCCGCGGUCGGCCGCCGGGGCAUACGGGUCGGGUCCCCGCUUCGACACUUGCUCGAGGGAUUCGGCCUCAGCCUCGAUGACGUCAUCAGCGCGUGCGACUCGAGGUGCGGAUCCCAAUUUCGGCUCCGCGGCGUCGACAACUUCAGGUUCGGGCUCGGACCCCGCGAGAACGGGUAUUCCGCAGAGGACGAGUGGGAGCCGAUUCCGCACGCGCCCGAGGUUCCCACGGCUACGCGGGAGGAGAAGCUCAACUGGCCCCUGCAAACCAUCCAGAUUUGGAGCGGGCGGUAA